Messenger RNA from Gigantopelta aegis, 4630 nucleotides. RefSeq names its product nudC domain-containing protein 1-like. The record is from RefSeq and is a predicted model, not a curated record. Bases 5 to 1786 code for a protein of 593 amino acids. The transcript has 9 exons. NCBI's taxonomy places the organism in Eukaryota, Metazoa, Mollusca, Gastropoda, Neomphalida, Peltospiridae.
CAAAAUGGUUGAACAUGUGGAAUUGCGGGUGCAGAAGAACCUAUUAAAUCCACAUUUUGACGGAUAUAAAUUGUCUCUUGACUCUUUACCAGUUUAUUCGAAAGAACUGGAAUGUGGUUUAGAUGUGGUAAAGCUCACAGAUGACCAGUAUUCCUACCACCACGCCAAGUUGUUUGGAAGUCACAACCAUCUGAUCUCUGACCCGUGGUCUCCAGACACCAUUUACUUUAUUGACACAGAAUGGGAUGUCAGGAGAGUCCAGCUGUCAGGGCAGUCAAAACUUGAGAUUGGUGACCGUAUUUUUCAAAUUCCUGACCGUGCCAAUCAGCAUUUAGUACCAGGACGGUACAAUUCUUCACUGUGUUUUGCGGGCCGUCACACGGCUGUGUUAGCAGAUGGGGCGGGCAACUUUUCUGUCUUGGACACGGACAACCGCGUGGAGCAUGCUUAUGUCUGGAAGGCAGUGUUUAGCAGCAGUGACGUGGUGUCUGGCUCAAAGCUGUUCGAGGUGGUGUCUGCAGUACAGCACAGAACGGACGAAAACCACCGGAUCGAGUGUCUGCUGGUCCACAUCGAGGAGCGAGACGAGGAACACAAGGAGAAAUACAGCUCUCCAUUCCUCACAGUCAUCACCUGGAUCACACUUCUGUCAGUGGACAAGAAGGUUUGGACUGUUGAGCGGACACGUCGUCUGGAAGGUGUGAAGCCGUUUGACUAUGCCGUUGUUGAGAAAGACGGCAGUGCGGUGUUGAUACUAAGUGAACAGAAAUUCACACUUGUCACGGAUUCUGUAAACCCCGUACAGUCGGCCGGGGAGUGGGAGGUCAUAGCGAAAGUGUUUCCUGAUGACAUCCCCCGGUAUACGUGGAGCCAGGACAGUGAGGACAUUAACAUCCAGUUCACGGUUCCAGCCGGCGUCGUGAAGGCCGACAUCUUUCUCAACCUGCAGGCCGAUCACAUCGAGUUUGGAGUUAAGAAUGGACUGACCUUGCUCAAGGGUCAGGUACAUGACCGCGUUGAUGUCGAGGCAAGCACUUGGACUAUUCAGGGUCAAAGAGUGGAGCUGACACUGAGUAAAGAAGUGUCGGGUAACUGGCCGGAGGUUGUGCUGGGCGACACUCAUGGAGAAAUGGUUUUGGACACGGAGCAGGUGGCUCAGAUCCACGAGCGGCUGGCGCACCUCACGUCAGAUCAGUGGAAUCCUGACCCGGAAAGCCGCGGUGAAAAACCAUACAACUGUCAGGAGUUGGAAGAUUGUGAUGACAGCAACGAUGACUGCAGACUGAUGAGAAUUGAUGGAGAAACUCACACCGCCACACACGCGAUAAAUCUUGGAGGUCAUCAGUGGCUGUUCUGCAAACAGACAGAUUCGGAAAAGCCACCCGCACUCUGUCUCCGACAUGAUGUUGACGGGUUGUUAUGGCAACCAGAACAGCCAUCAUCGUCCAGAGAAACUUUACUGCAUCACACUGGGACAUUCAAUGCUUUCGGUUACGUCCAGGCAUCAAAGCAGCAGAAAAAGUUCUCAUCGUGUGCCCCUAACCUCUCGUACGCUGUGAUCUGCGAGUGUGUGCGACACAUCUACAUAUACAGACAGAACUCUCCCGUGCUGUCGCCGCUGAGAAACAGAAAGACCGGGCAGCAGGUCAGUGCCAUCGCGAAGCAGCAAGUGGUGGCGCUGGAGUCGACUGAUAACAUACUGGGGCUGCACGUGACAAACAGGCAAAUAUUCGUAGCAACCGGCAAAACAGUGUAUGCUAUUGCCACAGAGGAAACAUCAGGGUGAACAAAGCUUGGAGAUCGAGUUCAUAUUCCAAGACACGUCAUACAAACUGUCAUUGUGUUUGUGUGUCAGUUAUGCAACAUCAAAUUUAUACAUACUGUCAGUUGGUUACAUGGUGAAUCGUUAAGUUCUAUAAUUAAAAGCUGCAAACUUAAGGGUACCCAAAACUAUUCAUGUAUUCCAAAAGUGCAUGUGUCCUAUGUAGUUCUAGACUAAUUUUUGGACACUUCAUGCAUAGCACAUCACAGGGCUCAAUACAGCAAGUAACUUUUAUUCACUUGCAACUGGUUUUUCAACAGUAAUAGCCAACAGGCGAGUAACAAUUAUUAGGUUUAGAAGACUUAAUCAAGCUGAACAUGCCUUUAAUCAGUUUAAUGUUAUGCCGUGUUAAGUAUGCAACGUAGGAUCAAGAAACAAAACAUGUUUAUUUCCUGUAGUUACUUCGGUAAACUCCGGCUUAGAUCAUAUGAAAUUGUUAUAAACCAUUUAUUUUUAGACUCCUCAGGUUAUUAUAUAGACUGAGUAAGGGCAAAGUACCAUAACAACCAGCCAUGAAACAUGGCCACAUUUUUCCUUUCCUUCCUGGGUCCUUUGAAUGGAGGACCCUGGCCGUGAAUACCCCCCCCCCCCCACUUGGCUAUUAAUGAACUGCUGUAUCUCUUCCCCCCCCCCCCCCCCCCCGGGGCUUAUUCUGGUUAAAUACCAUAUUUGUGGCGAGUGGAUGAAGAAAUUUGGCUACGAAUAUAUUUCAUUUACUAGCCAGCAGGCAAGUGAAAGAAAACUUCUGCAUUGAGCCCUGCAUCAGUAGAAAAAUUGUAACUCACCAGUUACCUAAAUUUAUGCUGCGUUCAUUAGAAGUCGUGAAUAUCGUAGUUACCAAUUCAUAAGUUGUGAAGAGCGUUCAUUUGGCGAAAUAACCCGUGAACACAACUUGUGAACUGGGGUGGGAUUUCACAACUCGUGGAAAAAAUGGCAGAACAAACACAAAUCUUUUGUGAAACUAUGAGGUGGGGUGUGAGGGAUUGGAGUAACAGUGCAGAUUGUCUAUAAAUCCACUUGGUGAAAUCAUGUUCACAAUUUGGAACUUGUGAAUUCAAAAGGACCAAAUGAACGCAGCAAAAGUUCACACAACUGAACAUUUGGUUAUCUAGGUAAAAUCAUAUGAACGGUCUUCUGGUUAACUAAGAUUUAGAAAUAUUGUCCCCUGUAUUCAUACAUCAGUCCUCUUAGGUGAAAUCAUAUGAACGGACUUCUGGUUAUCUAAGAUUUAGAAAUAUUGUCCCCUGUAUUCAUACAUCAGUCUUCUUAGGUGAAAUCAUAUGAACGGACUUCUGGUUAUCUAAGAUUUAGAAAUAUUGUCCCCUGUAUUCAUACAUCAGUCCUCUUAGGUGAAAUCAUAUGAACGGACUUCUGGUUAACUAAGAUUUAGAAAUAUUGUCCCCUGUAUUCAUACAUCAGUCUUCUUAGGUGAAAUCAUAUGAACGGACUUCUGGUUAUCUAAGAUUUAGAAAUAUUGUCCCCUGUAUUCAUACAUCAGUCUUCUUAGGUGAAAUCAUAUGAACGGACUUCUGGUUAACUAAGAUUUAGAAAUAUUGUCCCCUGUAUUCAUACAUCAGUCCUCUGAAUAUUGGGAGAAUAGUUCUUUAGUUUAUCCUUCACUCGCACAAGUCAUUUUUUGUUUGUUGAUUUGAUUUGUGACAUUAUUUACAUGGUGAAAAAGGAAUACUUGGGGAUCAGAAGAUGGUGCAUGGGAAGGAUUAGCAAUUGCUUAUUAUUAUGGUUUUACUUUAAUAUGUAACAGUGUUUUUGUAUUAUGUAAAAGAAAUUACUUGACUUGUUUUCAUUAGCUUUGAACAAAUAAAAUUUGAACCUGUGGGUUACACAUGUAAUUAGGUGUACCUUGGUAUGAAUUUAACAUGGACAAAGCCGGUUCAAAUUUACAACCAAACAAAAUACAAUUUUUUUCAAAAUAUCUGUCCAAAGCUGUAACCACGAAGAGUUUCAUUUAAAUAUAUCUGUCGACUUUAUUGACAAUCUUAAUGUCGGUUUUACACAAAAAUAAACAAAAUGAACCCUGAGGAAACCAUAUAUUAUCUCGGAAGUCUGGGCCCUUAUUCACAAAAAGUACGCAAGUGCAUGAAGACCACGCAUUUUAGCAGGUACGCAAACAGUCACACUAUUUCAUGCUUUUUUUUGCGUGAACUGCAAUAGGUCCCGAUCAUGCAAUCGAGAAAAAUGGCUUUGUUAGAUGAACAUUUUCAACAAAACUUGAGAGAAAAUAGGGGUUUUCACAAUAAAUUGAUACCAAAGAGUUAAAUAUAUGUAUUCAGGGUGGAUCUAGGAUUUUCGGGGAGGGGGGUUAAACUUCUAAACAGGAACUUCUUCAACACUGAGUGUUCAUUGUGAGAUACGGCAGUUGGUUGAUAGGGAAGAGGGUAGUAGAAGGGACACACCAUCCAGUAAUGAAAAUAUAUGAAGUUACAAGUAAAAUAUCUUUUGUAGAAAACGAAAGGCCCAUGGAUUUUGGAAAUUUCCUGGGAUGUUCAAAACCUGGGAAAACCAAUAAAUGUCUGACAUCUUUGGUUUGACCACACUGAGGGCAGCUGGGUGUUAGUAGAGCAUAUUCUUUCUUUAGUAUAUUUAUUAUUGAUGUCUAACUUUGUGUAAAACUGACAUUAGUAUGGUUUCUAAUGCUGUGUAACUUUGUGUCUUUUAAAGAAGUUUUGUUCACUAAAAUUAAUUUACUAUUUAAACUUUUAUUCUGAUGUUUUCAAUUCAUUUAAAGGGACAUUCCUGAGUUUGCUACAUUGUAAGAUGUUUCCGACUAAUAAAAUAGUUAUACGAUUA